AUGGUCCGCCUUCUCACUAUCGUCACCGUGCUCUUUGCUGGCGUAAGCAGCGUUGCUGCUUCAUACUGCCAGUGCCUCUAUACAGACGGCAGUCACUGCUGCGUUAUUGACAAUUUAGUCAAUGAUUGCACGAGGAUGUGCACUAAGGCGUCUAAGGACUCUACGACUGCCAACCAGUGCAACGCCGGCGGGAAAUGGUCCAAAGUCAGCUCGUGGAACGCCAACUUCCGCAAGAAGUGUGGACAACCAUACAUCUACUAG
Molecule: messenger RNA, 261 nt
Organism: Alternaria postmessia
Lineage: Eukaryota; Fungi; Ascomycota; Dothideomycetes; Pleosporales; Pleosporaceae
Exons: 2
Coding region: 1-261 (86 amino acids)
Source: RefSeq, a predicted model, not a curated record